This is a messenger RNA of Scatophagus argus, 1531 nucleotides long. It is a transcript of the gene anxa3b, whose product is annotated as annexin A3b. The record is from RefSeq and is a predicted model, not a curated record. Lineage: Eukaryota; Metazoa; Chordata; Actinopteri; Scatophagidae. Gene Ontology annotation, cellular component: cytoplasm. The transcript is spliced from 14 exons. The coding region runs from base 248 to 1264 and encodes 338 amino acids. Gene Ontology annotation, molecular function: calcium-dependent phospholipid binding; phospholipase inhibitor activity; calcium ion binding.
GUGGGAGUUACAGAUGAGCCUAAAUAGAUGUAAAUCCCGUAACACAUGAGACGUUGCGGUGCACUGUUGCUAUGUACGAACAAGGAAAAGGUCUCCGUGAUUCAACUUCCUCCCGUUGAUAUGGGCGUUGCUUUCUCAACUUCUCCGGAAGGUGUGGCGAUUUUGGCCCACUGUGAAAUUCCUCUUCUGUGCCGUCAAACCUGUGCUCUCGCUUAGUUUGAAACUUUAGGACUCUUGGACCACAACAAUGUCUGUCUGGGAUGAUUUGGACCUGCUCUUAGACUCCCCCUCCUCACUCACUGUGACUUCCAAUGCAAGAGGAACUGUGAAGGACACGGCAAAUUUCAAAGUGGAAGAGGAUGUGUCUGCACUAAGGAAGGCUAUAGAGGGCAUUGGUACAACAGAAAAGACUCUAAUUCAGGUGCUGACCCAAAGAAGUAACGCUCAGCGUCAGCUCAUCUCUAAGGCCUAUGAGAAAGCCACAGGAAGGACUUUAGUAGCUGAUCUCGAGGGCGACACUCAUGGAGACUUUGAGGACUUGUUAGUGGCCUUGGUGACGCCCCCUGCUGUCUACGACUGUCAGGAAAUCAUGAAAGCAAUCAAGGGGGCGGGGACCACAGAGAGUACGCUGACAGAAAUCUUUGCCUCGAGAUCCAACAGGCAGAUCAAGGCCAUCGCUGAAGCAUACCUUGCAGAAACUGGAAGAUCGAUGAUUCAUGAUCUGCAGGCGGAGGUGUCUGGGGAUUAUGGCAAAGCGCUGUUAACCUUGGCUGAGGGGAAGAGAGACGAGAGCACCACUGUGGAUGCUGCCAAAGCUAAAGCAGAUGCUAAGGCCCUGUAUGAAGCAGGAGAGAAGAAGUGGGGGACUGACGAGGCCAAGUUUAUUGAUAUCCUGUGCCACAGGAGUAUUCCCCAGCUCCGACAGACUCUGGUAGAGUACAAGGGCAUCAGUAAGAAGACUCUGCAGGAGAGCAUUGAGAGCGAAAUGUCUGGAAACCUGGAGAAGCUGCUUGUGGCUGUUGUUAAGUGUGUGAAGAAUGUUCCUGCAUUCUUUGCCGAGAGGCUUUUCAAGAGCAUGAAGGGUCUGGGAACCACAGAGUCCAUUCUGAUCAGGAUACUAGUCAGUCGCUCAGAGAUUGACUUACUGGACAUCAGAGCUGAGUACAAGAAGCUGUUUGGAUGUUCCCUCUACUCUCAGUUAGAGUCUGAAGUCUCAGGCAGUUUUGGGGACACCCUAAAGCAUCUGUGCGGCCAAGACGACUAACUAUCCCAAACAAGGUGAAGCUUUGCAGCAAAGCGGACGGGACGAAGCGCAUCUGAUGAUAAGGAUGACCAGUUGCUGAGCUUUCCGAUAAAUAUACCGAUAUGUUAGCUGGAAGUUAGCCUUAACCAUGGUAGGAACUAAUCUUCUUAAAGUGGAAUCAAGACACACACGUAGCAAACAGUAAAGAAAGUGUUAUUCAUGAAGAUGCUUUUGAAUGUCUUUUUGAAUAUUAUUCAAUUCUAUGUAUUCCAUGUGACUUAACAACCA